Molecule: messenger RNA, 1006 nt
Organism: Populus euphratica (Euphrates poplar)
Lineage: Eukaryota; Viridiplantae; Streptophyta; Magnoliopsida; Malpighiales; Salicaceae
Product: probable glutathione S-transferase
Exons: 3
Coding region: 148-810 (220 amino acids)
Biological process (GO): glutathione metabolic process
Cellular component (GO): cytoplasm
Molecular function (GO): glutathione transferase activity
Source: RefSeq, a predicted model, not a curated record
UAAAUAAGACGACUAGGAAACCCACCACACUACCUCCCUUCAGCCUUUUCUUACAACAAAUACUGGCGUUUCCACUCUGACAGACCUCAACCUUUGGAGUCCAAGAAGCGUAGCGAUACUUCAAACAUCUUUUUUUUCACUUCAAGAAUGGCCGGUGAUCAAGUAACCCUGUUGGAUUUUUGGUCAAGUCCAUUUGGUAUGAGAGUGAGAAUAGCAUUGGCUGAAAAGGCUGUAGAGUAUGAGUACAGUGAACAGGAUUUGUGGAACAAAGGUGCUUUAUUUCUUCAAAUGAAUCCUGUUCAUAAGAAAAUCCCAGUUCUUGUCCAUGAUGGGAAACCACUUUGUGAGUCACUUAUCAUUGUUCAGUAUAUUGAUGAGGUGUGGAAGGAUAAGGCUCCUUUGUUGUCUUCUGAUCCCUGCGAGAGAGCUCAAUCUAGGUUCUGGGCAGAUUUUGUUGAUAAGAAGUUAUAUGAGCUUGGGAAGAAGAUAUGUACAACAAAAGGAGAAGAUCAGGAGGCAGCCAAGAAGGAUUUCAUUGACAGCCUCAAGCUUUUGGAAGGAGAGCUUGGAGACAAGCCUUACUUUGGGGGCGAGACCCUCGGCUACGUUGAUGUAGCACUACUUCCUUUCUAUUGCUGGUUUUAUGCCUAUGAAACCAUCGGCAACUUCAAUAUAGAGGCUGAUUGUCCAAAGCUGAUUGCUUACUGUAAGAGGUGCUUGGAGAAAGAGAGCGUAUCCAAGUCCCUUAAAGAUCCACAGAAAGUGUAUGAUUUCGUUGUGAUGCUGAGGAAGAAGUUUGGGCUUGACUAGUGUUCAUCCAUAGGAUGUUGUGCGUGCUUUAUGUUUCAAAUAAGGCGGGCACUUAGUUGUGCCUGUAAUAUGUUUAUAUUCUGAGGUAAUUUAUUGUGCCUGACAUGGGAUGUGGUAUUUCUCUUUGUAAUGUUUUCCUUCAAGUAUAAAUAGGCUGGCACCUCUUUGUUCAACACGUCUAUGCCAUCCAGUCAAU